Messenger RNA from Penicillium waksmanii, 204 nucleotides. RefSeq lists its product as uncharacterized. Bases 1 to 204 code for a protein of 67 amino acids. The transcript is spliced from 2 exons. The record is from RefSeq and is a predicted model, not a curated record. Lineage: Eukaryota; Fungi; Ascomycota; Eurotiomycetes; Eurotiales; Aspergillaceae.
AUGGUGAUCGUUGGUGCUCGUGGCCAAAGUGCCUUGAAAGGAGUUCUUCUGGGUUCAUUCUCUAACUACCUACUUCAACACUCCUCCGUCCCUGUUAUGGUCGCUCGUCGCAAACUCAAGCGACACAAAAACAUAAAUGCGAAUUUGCGCCUCUCCAACAAUCUCCGAACACCGAAGAGUCUUACACAAGCAAAAGUGGACUAA